CAAAUCCUUUGCUCGUCAAAAAUAGUACAUCGAAGCUCCAUAGUGGCGGCAUCGGUGGCAGUGGCGGUAGCGGCAGCGGUGGUAGUUGCAGUGGCAGCAAUAGCAACGGUGGUGCUGGUUAUGAAGAAGGAGGUGAAAGUAGCUCAUCAGCCACGAUUAUGGUUAUGGUCAGCACUCUGGUUGCUGUCUCUGGUUCCUAUGUUUUUGGGUCUGCGGUGGGAUAUUCCUCACCAGCUCGGUCUGGGGUCAUGAAUGAUCUGGGCCUCACCGUAGCUCAGUACUCGGUUUUUGGUUCAAUAUUGACAAUCGGAGCAAUGAUAGGAGCAGUAGUGAGUGGAAGAAUAGCAGAUUAUAUAGGCAGAAGAGGUGCAAUGGCAUUUGCCGAGAUAUUCUGCAUUUUGGGAUGGCUAGCAAUAGCUUUCUCUAAGGUUGCUUGGUGGGCGGAACUUGGAAGACUGGUGGUUGGAUGUGGAAUGGGGCUUCUUUCUUAUGUGGUGCCUAUAUACAUAGCAGAAAUAACACCGAAGAAUCUGCGGGGAGGAUUUACAACUGUUCAUCAGUUGAUGAUAUGCUGUGGCUUGUCACUGACAUACCUUAUCGGGGCUUUUUUGAACUGGCGAGCUUUGGCUCUCCUCGGGACUAUUCCGUGUGUUAUACAGAUUUUAGGUCUCUUCUUCAUUCCAGAGUCUCCUAGAUGGCUGGCAAAGAUUGGUAAAUGGAAAGAGUGUGAAGCCGCUCUUCAGCGCCUUAGGGGGGAGAAUUCCAGUACUUCUCAAGAACUAGCUGAGAUUAGAGAUUAUACAGAAACUCUGAAACGGUUUUCAGAAGCGAGAAUUCUUGACUUAUUUCAAAGGAGAUACGCUUAUUCCCUCGUUGUAGGAGUUGGGCUUAUGGUACUACAACAAUUUGGAGGGGUCAAUGGCAUUGCCUUCUAUGCAAGUACUAUAUUCAUUUCAGCUGGAUUUUCAGAUAGUGUUGGGACUAUAGCUAUGGUUGCAGUUCAGGUUCCAAUGACAACAUUGGGUGUAAUUUUGAUGGACAAAGCUGGACGGCGUCCUCUUCUUCUGGUAUCUUCAGCAGGAACAUGCUUAGCUUGCCUCCUUCUCGGGUUGUCAUUCUCGUUGCAGAACCUUCAACAGUGGAAGCAGAUUACUCCCAUUUUGGCACUUGUCGGCGUUUUGGCAUUUAGUGGAUCGUUCUCGUUGGGCAUGGGAGGCAUUCCUUGGGUUAUAAUGUCCGAGAUAUUUCCCAUAAACAUGAAGGGGUCAGCCGGCAGCCUAAUAACAUUGGUUAACUGGUUAGGUUCUUGGAUAGUCUCAUACGCUUUUAAUUUCCUAAUGGAUUGGAGCUCCGCAGGAACUUUUUUCUUGUUUUCAAGCGUAUCUGCUGUAACCGUUCUGUUUGUUGCCAAGCUGGUACCGGAGACAAAAGGGCGAACGCUGGAAGAAAUACAAACAUCGUUGAACCGAUUUUCAGAAAAAUUAUGACAUUGUCAAUCCAUUUCCAGAUGUGGUUUUAUCCAUGAUUGAUUGCGCAUUGCAGCAUGGCAGAAGGAAGCAUGUUCUGAAUGUCAGCACAGCUUUGCAAUUCAAGGUUAUACCGUAGCUCCGAUCCAUGAGACUAAUUUCAUUUUCUUUGUAUUAAACCAGUUGGUGAUUAGCACCUUCGAAAAAUUGUGUAUUUUUUUCAUUGAUCCACGGUUAUAGACCAAAUGCUGCCUGUAACACACGAAGGAGAAGCAUCUCCCAAAUAUUCAAUGUUGUACGUUGUUCUAAUUCCUAAAGAUUAGCAAUAUAUAAUACGUUAAUAGCA
This is a messenger RNA of Pyrus x bretschneideri (Chinese white pear), 1812 nucleotides long. Its product is annotated as sugar transporter ERD6-like 5. Gene Ontology annotation, molecular function: sugar transmembrane transporter activity. Gene Ontology annotation, biological process: carbohydrate transport; transmembrane transport. Gene Ontology annotation, cellular component: membrane. The record is from RefSeq and is a predicted model, not a curated record. Lineage: Eukaryota; Viridiplantae; Streptophyta; Magnoliopsida; Rosales; Rosaceae. The transcript has 18 exons. Bases 159 to 1487 code for a protein of 442 amino acids.